UUCCCGACUAAACCAACUCUACUUGUCUGUACAUGUGUGUUCGACUAAACAAAGUUACAAUCGUCUUCUGCUUUGUUGUUCGUCCAUCUUCUACAAUCGAACCUACUUCCCUUAACAUCCAAUAAACCAGAGAAUAAAUUGAUGGUUUUCGAUUGUCUCCUGUUAGCUCGAUUUCUCCGCCGGCGACUUUUGGGAUCAAAUUUGAUUCUUCACGAUUAAGAUUGAAUUCGCCAUUAGGGAUAGUGGAGGACAAAAUCUUGAAAACUGUUUUUGGAUCCCUUCACCAGGUCAUUCUUAUUCUGCUUCUGUAGAAAGUAAUAAACUAAAGUCAUAAUCUAUCAUGAAUAUGUGAACUUUUUUGAAUUUGUUGUCUUAGUAUCAAAAAGCUAUGGUUUUGAAGAUUACAGCUAAACUUUUCAAACAGUGUCUUUAAUAAGCAUUAGGAAUUUCUCGAAUGUUUACUUGCCACAUUGUUCGAUUAUCUCUUGUCUCUUUUUGCACAUUCCUUCAUGUCUUCUUUCUUGUGUGUGUGGCUGUGGCUUAAAAUAUGUGCAGGUGGAGCAUCAUUUAAGAAUCUUAUGCUUUGGCUACAACGCCUAUGGAUACGGGUCAAAGCAGCAUAGAACCUUAUCAAGCCAAGUCUUUUAGUCGGGAGAGCAGUGUAGCCUCUUCUUUAAGCUUAUCACGUAGUUUGCCUCACCUAAUUGACAAUGACGUCGAUAGUGAGAGUGUCUCAGAGGCAGGGGAUAUUGGGGACCGCUCACUUCGGAGAAGGCAUAGUGCUGGUAGAAGCAGCCGUUUGUCUGCUGAUGAUUUUAUAGAACAAGGGACUCAUGAUACUUCUCGUCAAGAACAAGAUAUAUUACAUGACCUUCGAGCUUUCAACACUGCUUCCGUAAAUAAAACUUUGCCUGAGGACAUAACAGCAUCUCCUUUACCGACCAAGUCACUCUUGUCACCUGAAAUAAACAACUCCGGAAAGGAGGAAGAGCGAGUGUUACCAAAGUCCUUGGAGUACAUAUCAUGCCUAAUUCAUUUGGCUGUUUUUGGGAUUUUUGGGGCCAUUACGAGAUAUUUGCUGCAAAAAUUGUUUGGGCCAACUGGUGCUCGAGUAACAAGUGAUGGGAGCAUCUUGUACCUUGAUCUUCCCUCCAACAUGGUAGGAUCAUUCUUGAUGGGUUGGUUUGGCGUUGUAUUCAAAGCAGAUAUAGCAAGAGUUUCUGAAUUUGUGGCGAUAGGAUUAUCGACUGGUUAUUUGGGGAGUCUGACAACAUUCAGCGGUUGGAACCAGAAAAUGCUGGAUCUUAGUGCUGAUGGUCAAUGGGUGUAUGCUGUGCUUGGCUUUUUAUUAGGAUUGUUUCUCACGUCAUACUCCAUAAUUCUGGGAGUGGAAACGGCCAAAGGGUUUAAAUGGCUUCUUCAUAGAAGAGCUUCUUCUGAGGAUAAAUUCCAUUGUCUUAAGGUUAACACCUUCCAGAGCCAUAUUGUGUCUCUGACCCUGAUGCUUCUGUUGCUUGUGGCUUUACUCACUGCCAGUUCCAUACUGCUUGUGAAAGAGUUUGACAAAGGAACAAGCGAGGCUCAGCUAUGGUUUGGUUGCUUAGUUGCAGCCCCUGGUGUCUGGCUCAGAUGGUUCUUAGCCCGACUCAAUGGACGUGGGCUGGGAAAGGAUAGUCAAAAUUUGAGAUGGGUCCCAUUUGGCACCCUCAUUGCAAAUGUAGUUGCAGCUUGCGUUAUGGCAGCAUUGGCUACCUUGAAGAAAUCGGUGAACACGAGAACAUGUAACACGGUUGCUUCGAGCAUACAGUUUGGUCUGUUGGGAUGUCUGAGCACAGUUUCGACCUUCAUGGCUGAGUUCAAUGCGAUGAGAGAAAGUGAUUACCCAUGGAGAGCCUAUGCGUAUGCAUCUUUUACCAUUGUGGUUUCUUUUGCGAUUGGAACUAUUAUAUACUCAGUCCCUGUCUGGGUAAUAGGAUUCAGUUAG
Molecule: messenger RNA, 1984 nt
Organism: Arabidopsis thaliana (thale cress)
Lineage: Eukaryota; Viridiplantae; Streptophyta; Magnoliopsida; Brassicales; Brassicaceae
Product: camphor resistance CrcB family protein
Exons: 7
Coding region: 599-1984 (461 amino acids)
Cellular component (GO): membrane; plasma membrane
Molecular function (GO): fluoride transmembrane transporter activity
Source: RefSeq, marked reviewed